This is a messenger RNA of Parasteatoda tepidariorum (common house spider), 1597 nucleotides long. The record is from RefSeq and is a predicted model, not a curated record. NCBI's taxonomy places the organism in Eukaryota, Metazoa, Arthropoda, Arachnida, Araneae, Theridiidae.
AUAAUGAACAACACAAUUUCGGAUAUUGUUAUGAGUAGUAUCACAAAUAUAACAUGCGAUGAAGAUAAUUGCAUUCAUAAUAUCACUGAUAAUCCAGUUCGGAAGAACUUAUCUUUGGAUGAGAUCUAUUUCAGAAAUCCUGGUGAAAUGUUAACUCCUUGGAUGAUAAACCAGUACUUUUUUUUCAUAGUUAUCACUUAUAUCAUAACAUUCAUAUUCGGAGUGACAGGAAAUGUGACAGUUAUUGCGGUUAUAGUUGGUGACAGGACAUCUAGGAACGUGACAAAUGUCUUUUUGGUCAGCUUAGCCAUCGCAGAUUUGUUGUUGCUUGUCAUCUGUGCUCCGUUAGACGUUGCCCAUUAUUUUGUCGUGCAAUGGGAUUCUAAAGGAACAGUUUGCAAGUUGGCGGCCUAUGCUGAAUCUGUUUCGGCUUUUGCAUCUGUUUUGAACUUGGUUGCAGUUACGUUGGAACGAUUCGUUGUUAUCGUAUAUCCAAUAAGAUCCCGAUCUUUGUGUACCAUGAGUAAUUGCAAGAAGCUUAUGAUAGCUGUUUGGACCAUUUCAUUGAUUUUAGCCCUUCCAGUUAUUGCAACAAAGGGUACAAUACGCAUGACUUUCACCAAUUACUACGAGUAUGUUACUAUUUUUUCAUGUAAGGAUUCUAGUGAUUGGCGUGGAUUUGCAAUAGCAAUUUAUCGUCUUUCAACUCUUUUUAUUCUACCUUCACUGGUAAUGAUUACCUGCUACGCUUGGGUUAUUUCAGAACUGUGGAUGAGCACGAAGACUAUGGAUGAAUUGACUAAUUUCAGCGAAAAACCUGGCACUAUUUCUCGAGAGUUAUCAAGAUCCUUCUCGCGUGACAGUAUCAGUAACGAAGCCGCUUCCUCUCAUUUACACAGAAACUCUACUCGAGCAAAUGUGAAGUCUGCAAGACAACAGGUGAUCAAAAUGCUGAUCUUAAUCGUAGUACUUUUCUUGAUUUGUUGGGGUCCACGGCUGAUCAUGGAAAUUGUCAUAAAAUGUUGCUUGAACGUCUAUAACCACGGAAUCUACACAACUCGUUUUGUUUUCUAUCUACUUCCAUUCCUGCACAGUUGUCUAAAUCCAAUGGUAUACUGUUUCAUGUCUUCAAAGUUCCGGAACCGCUUGCUUAAAUGCUGCUGCCCAAGGUCUCGACCAGUGCAUAAACCAAUGCCAAUGAAAAGUUCAGUUUCAAAGAAUGGUACAUCAAGAGUUGGAUCAACCUAUACAUUUUCAUCAUAUAUUAGUCCAUCAGGUGAACUCGUGUCCCCAGCAGCCUCAAAAUAAAAGCUUACAUAAAGCUUUUUAAUUUUUUAAUGUUGUGAAAUAUUGGUGCAUGCUUUUAAAAGAUUCUUUUGAAACUUUUGACUUUUUGCUUUUGAUGUAAUGAAACUUGAGGCUUGUAAAAAACGAAUGAGGGAUUUUAUCUGUGUUUGCUGGCGUGAUACAAUUUUAUCCCAUUCUAAUUGUAAAGCGAGAAUAUGAGCAAAUAUAAAAAAAUUGCCUUUGGUAAGUACCAUAUGAUAUAUUGAUUGCUCUAUUUUGACUCUGCUUUAUUUUGACUCGUCACAUAUCG